This is a messenger RNA of Magallana angulata, 987 nucleotides long. RefSeq lists its product as uncharacterized. Gene Ontology annotation, biological process: regulation of DNA-templated transcription; regulation of apoptotic process. The record is from RefSeq and is a predicted model, not a curated record. The transcript has a single exon. Gene Ontology annotation, molecular function: death domain binding; DNA binding; protease binding. The coding region runs from base 1 to 987 and encodes 328 amino acids. NCBI's taxonomy places the organism in Eukaryota, Metazoa, Mollusca, Bivalvia, Ostreida, Ostreidae.
AUGGAGAAAGUGCACCAAGAUAUCAUCAAGGCAAACUACUCGACUUUGGUGAGAAACAUGAUGACUUCAUCGGUUGCUGAACAUCUAUUUGCCUCGAACAUUAUUACCGAUGAAAUGAAGCAACAGAUUGAGGCUGAAAAAACCAGUUAUGAUCGAAAUAGAAAACUGUUAAGCAUCAUACUGCGCAGAGGCCAAAGAACUUUUACUGGUCUCCGAAUGUCGCUCUUAAAAGCCAAUCAAAGAGACUUAUCUAAUCUUCUUUUACCCGAAAAAGAUACUGUGUCUGAAUACGACAAGAAGUUAGCCAUGGCUAGAUCUCUAGUUGUGAACAUGACAGAAACACACGAUGGUGACAACAAACCAAAGAGUAAACGUACAGAACGACAAAAGUCUCAAGAAGAGCGAUGCAGAAUCAGUCUGGAUGACUUCAAUGAACUUUUCCUUACAGCCGUACCUUUCAAGGGUGGGAUCAAUAUUCACAUUCGUCAUUUUACAGAGUCCAACGGUCGCCAUUUUGCAACGAAGAAGGGGGUUACAUUUCCGCUACCUCGAUGGGUGAUGUUUGAAUCCUUGCUUCCCGAUAUAGAAAAAUGUAUGCAGAACAAAGAAAACAGUUGCGAAAUGAAGUGGCAUAUUGGGGGCGGCGUUUACGUCUCCAUUAAUCCUGGAUAUUCUACAGUGGACAUCAGACACUUUUGGAAGCCAGAGGAUGCCGUCGACCCGGUUCCAACGAGGAAAGGUGUGACCCUGAACAAACAGAAACUGGCUAAAUUGCUUCAAGUUGCUCAGGAAGUACGAGAAUGUGUACCGGAGCUGAAUGACACAGAACUGUGCGCAUUUAGCGAAUCUCAUCAAAAUCAGCUGGGAAUGUUAAGUUGUACAGAGUGCACCCCCUUUGGAUAUGAACCCGAAGAAACCAAUAUAUCCACGGAAUGUAAUGUCGGUGACCCAGAAGACUUAUUGACAAUCGAUUGUGACACUGAAUAA